Orycteropus afer afer is the source of this 1420-nucleotide messenger RNA. It is a transcript of the gene RMND1, whose product is annotated as required for meiotic nuclear division 1 homolog. Gene Ontology annotation, biological process: positive regulation of mitochondrial translation. NCBI's taxonomy places the organism in Eukaryota, Metazoa, Chordata, Mammalia, Tubulidentata, Orycteropodidae. The record is from RefSeq and is a predicted model, not a curated record.
UCCUCUUCUCCCGACCGAGAGGUCGUGAUGUAGUAAUGCCAGCCAGACUUCUGAGAGCCCUGGACAGAUCUCACUGUAUUUUAUCAAAGGCAUGUCAGUGCCGAAGACUUGUUCACCUGAUAUCAAAGCCCCUGAAGAAAUUUGAAAAUACAGCAUGUGGCCCUCUGGCAACCCAUCAGAACCUGGACCUGGUCCUUCCUGAUACAGCAGCUUGUGGUUUGAAUAAGUCUCAGAUCCUAGAAAUUAAUCAGAAAAUAUCAAAUACAAGUACUGUUUCUCCAACGAAUGCUGUGCAUUGUGGGGAUGAAAAGGCAUACCUGCCAGCCAUGAAACCACUUGGUGUUCCCAGGAAAGUGACACACAAACCAAGUCUUUUGGGUUCUAAGUGGUUUAUAAAAGUAUUAAAGGAGCGUUACUCAUCUCUGUCAUCGGAAACACUUGUUCCAAAACAAGAUCUUCCACAAAUCAAGAGACCACUGAAAGCAUCUAGGACCAAACAACCAUCCAGGACCAACCUUCCCGUGCUGGCUGUGAAUGAGGACCUGAUGCACUGCACAGCAUUUGCUACAGCUGAUGAGUACCAUCUUGGAAAUCUCUCCCAAGACCUGACUGCCCGUGGAUAUGUUGAAGUAACAAGUUUGCCUAGAGAUGCAGCAAAUAUCCUGGUGAUGGGCGUAGAAAGCUCUGCAAAAGAAGGGGAUCCUGGAACAAUAUUUUUCUUCAGGGAAGGAGCGGCUGUGUUUUGGAAUGUGAAAGACAAAACUAUGAAGCAUGUGAUGCAAGUUUUGGAAAAACACGAAAUUCAGCCCUAUGAGAUCGCGUUGGUCCACUGGGAAAAUGAAGAGCUGAACUACGUGAAAACAGAGGGGCAGUCAAAACUCCACAGAGGGGAAAUUAAGUUAAAUUCUGAGCUGGAUUUAGAUGACAGCAUCCUGGAGAAGUUUGCCUUCUCAAACGCCCUUUGCCUUUCAGUGAAACUGGCUAUUUGGGAAGCAUCACUGGAUAAGUUUAUUGAAUCUAUUCAGUCUAUUCCAGAGGCUUUAAAAGCUGGGAAGAAAGUGAAACUAUCUCAUGAAGAAGUUAUGCAGAAAAUGGGUGAACUCUUUGCUCUGAGACAUCGUAUAAACUUGAGUUCAGACUUCCUGAUCACUCCUGAUUUCUACUGGGACAGAGAGAACCUGGAAGAGCUCUACGAUAAAACCUGUCAGUUCCUCAGCAUUGCCCGUAGAGUGAAGGUCAUGAAUGAAAAGCUUCAGCACUGCACGGAACUGACGGAUCUCAUGCGGAACCACCUGACUGAGAAGAGGGCCCUGCGCCUGGAGUGGAUGAUCGUCGUCCUCAUCACCAUAGAGGUCCUGUUCGAACUGGGACGGGUAUUUUUCUGAUCAAGUGACAGUGAGAGGAAAGUGCCAUUGCAAGA